Molecule: messenger RNA, 2135 nt
Organism: Orussus abietinus
Lineage: Eukaryota; Metazoa; Arthropoda; Insecta; Hymenoptera; Orussidae
Gene: ArgRS-m
Product: probable arginine--tRNA ligase, mitochondrial
Exons: 5
Coding region: 312-2015 (567 amino acids)
Biological process (GO): mitochondrial translation; arginyl-tRNA aminoacylation
Cellular component (GO): mitochondrion
Molecular function (GO): arginine-tRNA ligase activity; ATP binding
Source: RefSeq, a predicted model, not a curated record
UUCCGCCUUGUCUACUUUCACGUCUUCUUGCUCCUCCGCUAUUACUUAAUUUUACCUCAUUUUACCAAAGACCGGUCUGAAAGCAUUCGAGAUAAAAAAGAGCCUUUUACAGUGUUUAGUGCAUACGCUACUGAUAAAAAGAUUCAUGCGCUUUACGACCGAUUUGCUGCACAUGCGUGGAACGUUCUUCACGCUAUAAGCUAUCACGGAUUUGUUUUAAAUCGACGAACCGGUAUCGUGGGAUUCAAGUUGAGAAUUUGCUGUAAAUUGCAGUAAUGACAAGUGUCACUUAAACUGGAAAGCAUAAAAACAUGAGUGCCGCAGUUAGGUCUGUUUUGCAUGACAAGGUAGCAAAAGUCCUGCGAAGUGGAACGUCUAAUGACAUCAACUUCAUCGCUUCUCAUUUAGUGUUGAGACUGAAUACGGAUGCUAAUAUGUUCUGUUUCCUCCUUCCUCUCAGGACGAGGGAAUAUGACGUACAAAAUGAUAUUCAUGAUGCGUCGCAUCAGACCGACGACUUUGUAAAUAAUAUCAGAGUUGUUAAAGAAUCCUCGAAAGAUACGUUGGCUUUUGAAGUUCCUAGGAAUGAAUUUAUUAAAUCGUUGUUGUUGAACAGCGUUGAGAACGUUUUCCGACCUAAAUUAAGUAAUUCUGAAAAAAAAGUUGUAGUUGAAUUUAGCUCUCCAAAUAUAGCUAAACCAUUUCACGUAGGGCAUUUGCGAUCAACGAUACUAGGCAAUUAUAUUGCUAAUCUAAACAGUUUUGUACAAAAUGAUGUUAAAAAAAUUAAUUAUUUAGGAGAUUGGGGCACCCAGUUUGGCUACGUGCAACUGGGAAUUGAUUUAUGCAAUGUUUCAAAAGAGUCCAUGGAAGCAAAUCCUAUUAAGGAGUUAUACAAAGCUUACGUACAUGCGAAUACGUUAACCAAAGAUGACCCCACUAUUGCUGACAAAGCCAGAGAAAUAUUUAAACAGUUAGAAAAUGGAGAAAGUGAAAACUUCACAAGAUGGGAAACCUAUAAGAAAUAUACGAUAGAGGAAUUACAAAAGAUCUAUGCCAGAUUAGGAGUUACCUUUGAUGAAUAUCAUUGGGAGUCAACAUAUAAUGCCAAAGCAGUAAAUAAUCUCAUUUCCAAAAUGGAGCAGUUGCGAUUACUGGAAACUGAUGCAGAAAACAGAAAAGUCGUGUCCAUAAAGAAAAUGAGGGUACCUAUCAUUAAAAGUGAUGGUUCUACAUUGUACAUAACAAGAGAUAUUGCAGCCGCAAUAGAUAGAUUUAACAAAUAUAACUUUGACCAUAUGUACUACGUCGUGGACAGUGGUCAGACUGAACAUUUCAACAAAUUAGUAGAAAUUUUAAAAUUAAUGAAAGAACCAUGGAUGGACAGACUAACGCAUGUAAAAUUUGGGAAAAUACAAGGGAUGAGUACUAGAAAGGGAACAGCAGUUUUUUUAGAUGACUUUUUAGAUGAGAUGAGGAAUGUCAUGCAGGAAAAGCAAAUACAAUCUCCUACGACAAAAGUUAAUGUGGAUGUAUCCAACCAUACUUCCGAUAUAUUAGGUAUAUCUGCUGUAAUAGUUAACGAUUUCAAGCAAAGAAGACAGAAAGACUACCAGUUUGAUUGGGAUACAGCUUUAGAUGUAAAGGGGGAUACAGGCGUAAAAAUGCAGUACGUUCAUUGUCGCCUGUCAAACUUGGAAAAGAAUUGCAAUGUAAAACUCGUGCACGAGUGCGAUCCAACUCUUUUAAUGGAGCCUGUCGUCGAUGAGGUUGCUCUGGUUCUUGGAAAAUUUGAAGAGAGUGUCUUUAAAUCAUAUCAAACAUUAGAGCCUUGCAUUCUGACGAUAUAUCUGUUUGCACUAUGCAACGUAACGAACAAGGCUAUCAAACUCCUACGAGUAAAGGGUGAGCCAACGGAUGUUGCUUCGCAGCGAUUACUUCUUUUCCAUGCUUGUAAAAAUGUAUUAGCCCAAGGAAUGAAAUUACUUGGAAUACAGCCCUUAGAUAAAAUGUAGAUCAUUUCAAAUGUUUACGUCACACCAGAUCUUUUUACCUCAGUAGGUUUAUAAUUAUCUACAUAUAAAUCAUACGAUGAUAGAAUUUGUAUGAAAUAAAGGGUGAACAUCUGUUAACAA